UUGCCAACAAUGGGGAAACACAAUGCUGGACGCCUUGUUGCCAUAUUGUUGUCUAUCGUGAUCUAUAGUGUCACUUUGGUGGUCAACGCUCUUUCUGUUAUGGGAGUAGGACCCUUCAGUACCACCACAGGCAACGUGUCUGAUGUUUUUGUGACGGAGGUCACCCCGUCGGGAUGGACCUUCAGUAUAUGGAGCGUUAUCUACGUGUGGUUGACAUUCGUGAUUAUCUACUUCCUGGCUAACCUUUGCAGAAAGAAUGCUUAUGGCUAUGUUUACUGCAGUCCCCCAGUCUUUCCUUACGGAUUCUUUAUUUGCUGGUGUCUCAAUCUGUGCUUCAAUAUCGCCUGGCUGCUUGUUUGGGACCGAGCGUGGAUGAUUGCCGCGCUUGUUUUCCUAAUUCUGGUUGCUGGCACAAACUAUGGCAUGAUCUCUUUUGCCUGUCAUGGUCUUCACGUUUAUGGAGCCUGGCUCAAGGAAUACCACAAAGUGGACCUGUUGCUCAUUCGCAUACUGGUUCAAAAUGGUGUGAUGAUCUACACAGCAUGGACAACCAUUGCCACGCUCAUCAACUUGGCCAUUGUGCUGACCUAUACAGCAAAUGUGUCUCCCACAAAUGCUGCCACAGUGUGCUAUUGUAUUUUGACUUUCAUGCUACUUGCUUGGUUUUUCCUUCAGAAUGUAUUCCUUGACAAGCACAUGCGCUACGUCCUCAUUGACUACCCAGUUGUUAUCUGGGCGCUGGCAGGAAAUCUUGAUAAAAACUACAUUGCCGAAUCCCCGAGCCGUAGUGGCAUCUUCAUUGUUGUGCUGCUAGCAGCAGCGGUGUUGCUAUACAUCAUCCGCCUUGUCCUGGUGAUUUGGAGGCACUGCAAGCAGCCGCUGUACAAUGGCAUCAGCCUGGAAUCCAUGGACCCAAUGGAUAUUAACCAGCAGCAAAAAAGGGCAUUGAGAUGAAUUCCUUCUCAUGUUGUGUAUUUUUUUUACUAAAAUUUACCACUGCUAUCUGUUGUUGUUUUUUUACACACAGUUGGCCUCAUGUACAAAUGAUGUUAUGAUGUAAAUGAUGAUACGGAGUUAAAAAUGUACACAAAAUGAUGAUUCCAUUAACUGACAGUAUCUGUUAAUAUCCCUGGUUGAUCUCUCACGGACUAACUAACUAACUGAAGCUUUUACAGUUCCUGCCUGCUGAUAACAAUAUCCACAGACAAUA
Messenger RNA from Syngnathus typhle (broad-nosed pipefish), 1210 nucleotides. RefSeq lists its product as uncharacterized. NCBI's taxonomy places the organism in Eukaryota, Metazoa, Chordata, Actinopteri, Syngnathiformes, Syngnathidae. Bases 10 to 954 code for a protein of 314 amino acids. The record is from RefSeq and is a predicted model, not a curated record. The transcript has 7 exons.